This is a messenger RNA of Puntigrus tetrazona (Sumatra barb), 1055 nucleotides long. RefSeq names its product cardiac phospholamban-like. The transcript has 2 exons. The record is from RefSeq and is a predicted model, not a curated record. Gene Ontology annotation, molecular function: ATPase inhibitor activity. NCBI's taxonomy places the organism in Eukaryota, Metazoa, Chordata, Actinopteri, Cypriniformes, Cyprinidae. Gene Ontology annotation, biological process: negative regulation of calcium ion import into sarcoplasmic reticulum; negative regulation of ATPase-coupled calcium transmembrane transporter activity; negative regulation of heart rate. Gene Ontology annotation, cellular component: membrane; sarcoplasmic reticulum. The coding region runs from base 236 to 394 and encodes 52 amino acids.
CCCUCCCGUUUGUUUUCCCCACCCCUUUCAGUUCCUCCUAUAAACUUUGUAGCGUGUCCUGAGAGCCCGUGUGUCUACAUCCAACGUUCUCCUGGCGCCUCACACUCCACCUUUUAUCUGAAAGGACCGCUUCCUCCUUCGGCUGCCGUUCAAAGGGCACCACAAGAACGCAACAGCACCACCAUCUCCAUCCGGUCAUUCCUCUCACUGCCACUUGUCUGCAGUCUUCAUCAGGAUGGAGAGGGUGCAGCACAUGACCCGCUCAGCCAUUCGGAGGGCGUCCAACAUCGAGGUGAACCCGCAGACCAAACGCAACCUACAAGAUCUCAUCAUCAACUUCUCCCUCAUCCUCAUCUGCCUGCUGCUCAUCUACAUCAUCGUCUUGCUCAUGUGACACCGAAAGAUGACCACCGGCCAAUCGCAAGACGUGCUCUACAAGACCUUGGACAAUUUUUGGUGAAUUGAAAAUGUCCUACUGAUGAUGCAACACAUGUUAAUUUCUCGAAAUAAUACAGAUUUUUCUUCAUUUAUGUCCGCAGCAUUAUAUUCUUACAACAAUACACAUAUUUUUUGACUUUUGGAUGAGUGCAGAUCUCACUUUGUUCAUAUAUGUUUUGUAUUGGGAUAUAUAUAUAUAAAACAUCGAAAAUCGUAUGUUAGGUAAAUUUUGUAUAUGAUAUCAAUGUACAAAAGGAAGCAGUCAUUUGAACUGGUGUGGUUCACAAAAAUUUACAUCAAAAUGCCUGUAACUUCUGGAAAACAGUGCCGAGUCAUUUAUGUAAAUAUCCCCUCCCAAAAAAAAAAAAAAACAAAAUGCAUAAUUGUUGUGUUGAAAUGCAAAAUGUAUAGGUCAGUCACAGAGAUCAUAUAUUAUACACUGAGGAACCAAGUAUGUUGGCACUGAGGUAAAUUAAGCUGGUUCGCUUAACAUAUUAACGUCUGUUUACACUUCCUGUGAACAUGAUCUGAGAACAGGGGAGAGAGGGCUAAAAUGGGUAAUUUAAGGAUGUUUUUAAAUGUGGACAAGCAAUAAAGAGAAAGUUUGUUUUAAAAGA